AUGGGGAGCGACGCUUUCAGCCUGGUCCUUGCCCUGGCCCUGGUGGCAUGUGUCACCCCUGCGGAGAGGAAGUGCCUCCUCUCCGGGUCCUGGCAGAGCGACACUGGCUGCCGGAUGGUCGUGUCCAUCCUCAGCAAGGACGGCAGAUUCUCCGGUUCCUAUCUGCCGGGGUUUGCUGCCAGAGACCCCAAAAUCCUCACCUCGCCGUUGGAGGGGUCCCAGCAGGACGCAGGACUGGUCCCACAGCCCACCUUCUCCUUCACUGUGCAGUGGCAGCUCCGAGACUCAGAGACAGCCCGGACAACCGCCUUCCUGGGCCAGUGCUAUGUGGGCACCAAUGGGGAGGAGACCCUGCAUGCCCUGUGGCUCAUGAGAGAGGCAGCUGAGAGCCCCACUGAGGACUGGAAAGCCACUCGGAUUGGCACCAGUGUUUUUACUCGGAUAAAGUAA
This is a messenger RNA of Tauraco erythrolophus (red-crested turaco), 450 nucleotides long. RefSeq names its product avidin. The record is from RefSeq and is a predicted model, not a curated record. Gene Ontology annotation, molecular function: biotin binding. Lineage: Eukaryota; Metazoa; Chordata; Aves; Musophagiformes; Musophagidae.